Molecule: messenger RNA, 1610 nt
Organism: Leptinotarsa decemlineata (Colorado potato beetle)
Lineage: Eukaryota; Metazoa; Arthropoda; Insecta; Coleoptera; Chrysomelidae
Gene: Prps
Product: Phosphoribosyl pyrophosphate synthetase
Biological process (GO): purine nucleotide biosynthetic process; 5-phosphoribose 1-diphosphate biosynthetic process; ribonucleoside monophosphate biosynthetic process
Cellular component (GO): ribose phosphate diphosphokinase complex; cytoplasm
Molecular function (GO): ATP binding; magnesium ion binding; ribose phosphate diphosphokinase activity
Source: RefSeq, a predicted model, not a curated record
AACAUGGCUAAUGGCAACACCGCAAGAAAUUUCAUCAAGGUUAUAAGAUCCCCUCAACUUAAAUCGCUUCAAACGCAUGUAAUUUGUGCAUAUGAAGAAGUCGUGUUCGGAUUCAGAAAAAGACCAGAGUCAUCCACUGCAAUCCAAACCGACGAAAGAUAAAUUAUUGGAAAGCAGAAUGCCUAACAUUAAAGUUUUCAGUGGAACAUCGCAUCCAGACUUGGCACAAAGGAUAGUGGACAGGCUAGGAAUUGAUUUGGGCAAAGUGGUUACAAAAAAAUUCAGUAAUUUAGAAACAUGUGUGGAAAUCGGGGAAUCUGUACGAGGGGAAGACGUGUAUAUCGUACAGUCAGGAAGUGGUGAAGUUAAUGACAAUUUGAUGGAGAUGUUAAUUAUGAUCAACGCCUGUAAAAUAGCGUCAGCAAGUCGAGUUACAGCUGUUAUUCCCUGUUUCCCUUAUGCACGACAAGAUAAAAAAGACAAGAACAAUGUAAGCGAGAAAGAACGCCAUGUGGAAAAGUGGAAAUCCAUUGAAUGGAAAUUCAGGAGUCGCGCUCCAAUUUCUGCAAAAUUAGUGGCGAACAUGUUGUCAGUAGCAGGUGCCGAUCACAUCAUCACGAUGGACCUGCAUGCAUCCCAGAUUCAAGGAUUUUUUGACAUUCCGGUUGAUAAUUUGUACGCUGAGCCUGCCGUUUUAAAAUGGAUUAAAGAAAACAUAGCUGAAUGGAGAAACAGUAUUAUAGUGUCUCCGGAUGCUGGAGGAGCAAAGAGAGUAACAUCGAUAGCUGACCGAUUGAAUGUCGAAUUUGCCUUGAUUCAUAAGGAGAGGAGAAAGGCGAAUGAGGUAGCUUCAAUGGUAUUGGUUGGAGAUGUCAAAGACCGAGUUGCCAUUCUGGUGGACGACAUGGCCGAUACGUGUGGGACAAUUUGCCAUGCUGCAGAGAAGCUUAUGGAAGCUGGAGCCACGAAAGUUUACGCAAUUUUGACCCACGGAAUAUUUUCAGGGCCAGCAAUAUCUCGAAUAAACAACGCUUGUUUUGAAGCGGUAGUUGUCACAAACACUAUUCCCCAGGAUGGACAUAUGAAAGACUGUUCGAAGGUUCAGUGUAUUGAUGUAUCGAUGAUGUUUGCUGAGGCUGUAAGGAGAACUCACAAUGGAGAGUCAGUUUCAUAUCUCUUUAGCAAUGUACCUUAUUGAAUAUAUUGGCUUUGUUAUAUUAUACAAUGGGGUGUCCCAUAAGGGAUGAGAAAUAGGAAGAAUUUUUUGAGCAAAAUAUAUAAGUGAUUUUUCAAAAAUUAAUUUUUUUAUCAGCCUGAAAUCGGCUAAGACCGCAAAUAAGAAUAUCUAUAAGUAUAAGCCUGAAAGGUUGAACCUUCUUGCCUAAAUUACACUCAGUGUAAUUUACACACAUAUUUGAAGUGUAUUAAGAAUUUGACUCUCUCUUUUGAUUGUCUACUUGUGAGACAGCCCUGUAGGAUGAAAGUAAGGAAAAUGUAGCUAUUAGUUUUUUUAUAAAAUGUACCCUUCAAGACAUGAAGUGCUUUCAUUUCAAAACUAGAAGUGUGAAAAAUCUGGAAUUUGUGUCAAAUAAACCAGUUUUUUCUCAGUA